UGAUUUUCAUCCAGCCAUGGAGCCUCCGGCAGCGCGGGCCGAAAGGAUAAGAAAGAUGUUCAGCUGGAGCCAAGCCCAUCCGAUGUAAGUCUGCCUGUUUGUCGUAUCUCUCGUCGUCGGAGGACGAAGGCUCAACUGAGGAAUAUUUUUCAAAAUGCUAUCGAAUAAAAAUUCUAUUGCUAAGGUGAUAGGGAAAACCAUAACAACACCAAUACACAAUCGUACACAAGUUCCACAUUUAGAAAAGAAAUAGAAUAGAAUAGAAAGUAGUUAUAUACAAAAUACUCAGUCAAAAUUAGAAAGCCGACUUUUCUCAAAACAUGGAAACAUACCCGAGCACUAGUAAAAAUAGGUCUUCUUCUAGGGAAGGUGGCGUGGUGAAUCCAGCCCUGAGCUUGGACGAAGGGCCGGACGUGGUAACUGUGGACAAUCAGAAGCCCAAACUCGAGCACCAGACCAGCACCGUUUGGACGAGGAGGCAGCAGGCCGUUUCUGUCCGCCACGCCUUCAAACAUUAUGGAUCUUCAAAGACGCCCAACCACGUUCUUCAAAACCUCAACAUGACUGUCGGCAAGGGGACCAUAUAUGGUCUUCUUGGUGCGAGCGGUUGUGGAAAAACGACUCUACUCAGCUGCAUCGUCGGCAGGCGGAGGCUCAACACGGGAGAAAUUUACGUUCUGGGAGGGAAGCCGGGCACCAAAGGUAGCGGUGUACCCGGCAAAAGAGUCGGUUACAUGCCCCAGGAAAUCGCUCUCUACGGCGAGUUUUCCAUCAAAGAGACCAUGAUGUACUUUGGCUGGAUCUUCGGCAUGGAGACGCCCGAGAUAAACGACAGACUUCAGUUCCUCCUCAGUUUUCUUGACCUUCCGUCCGAGAGCAGGCUCGUCAAAAAUCUCAGUGGUGGUCAGCAAAGAAGAGUAUCAUUCGCUGUGGCCCUGAUGCACGAUCCGGAACUGCUGAUCCUCGACGAACCAACAGUUGGUGUUGAUCCGCUUCUCAGGCAAAGCAUCUGGAACCAUUUGGUUCAAAUAACGAAAGACGGAAACAAGACUGUCAUCAUCACAACACAUUAUAUCGAAGAGGCGAGACAAGCACACACUAUCGGAUUGAUGAGAAGCGGAAGAUUACUGGCUGAGGAAUCGCCGCAGAUACUUUUGUCUAUGUACAACUGCCAGAGCCUUGAAGAAGUCUUCUUGAAACUUAGCAGAAAGCAGGGACAGGAAAACGCAGUCCAGGACGCCAACCUUACCAACAAUAUUUCUCUUGCUACACUACAGUGGGGUAAGAAAGACGAACCAGUGUAUGUAACGGAUGAAAGUGGAGUCGUAGGUUUGAAUUUCCACCAGAACAAGGAAAUACUCAUUCAGGACAACGCGAACGGACAUUACGAUAAAAUGAACGGUAUGGCCCAGACAUCGAAAGAAGAGAAUGUUUCGUGCGAUGACUGCGGCGAGUGCUGCAACCUGACGACAAAGGGCAAGACAAAGGCGCUUCUGCAAAAGAACUUCUUGAGGAUGUGGAGGAACGUCGGAGUGAUGCUGUUUAUUUUUGCACUUCCUGUCAUGCAAGUAAUCUUAUUUUGUUUGGCCAUCGGUCGGGACCCGACCGGCCUUCAUCUAGCGAUUGUCAACCAAGAAAUGGACUGGGCGACUAAGCGGUGCCCCGUGUACUACAAUUGUACGUUUCAGUCACUCUCGUGUCGGUACAUAAAUGCUCUGCGCAAUGAUACUAUAGUGAAGGACUAUUACGAGACGCCUGAAAGCGCUAUCGAGGCAGUGAAGGUGGGCGACGCCUGGGGAGCGAUUUACUUCACCGAUAACUUCACGGACGCUCUCGUCGCCAGGAUGGCCCUCGGAAGGGAUUCGGACGACGAGACUCUCGAUCAAAGCGAGCUGCGAGUUUGGCUCGAUAUGUCAAACCAGCAAAUCGGUUUAAUGCUGAACAGGGAUUUGCAAGUCGCCUACCGGGAUUUCGCCCAGAGCCUCCUCGAGACAUGCGGUAAUAAUCCCAAACUGGCAGACAUUCCCAUCCAGUUUCGAGAACCCAUCUAUGGAAGCAAUAACCCUAGUUUCACGGAUUUUGUGGCGCCAGGGGUUAUAUUAACAAUUGUUUUCUUCUUGGCCGUGGCUCUUACUUCUUCGGCGCUCAUCAUCGAAAGGAUGGAGGGUCUCCUGGACAGGAGUUGGGUCGCCGGGGUGCUGCCGCACGAGAUACUUUUCUCCCAUGUCAUCACGCAGUUCGUGGUGAUGUGCGGGCAGACGGCUCUCGUCCUCAUCUUUAUGAUACUCGUUUUCAAAGUAGAAUGCAAGGGCGAUAUUUUCCUCGUCAUCAUACUCACCAUCCUGCAAGGGCUGUGUGGAAUGUGUUUCGGGUUUGUAAUAUCUGCCAUAUGUGAGCUUGAAAGAAACGCAAUUCAACUCGCCUUGGGUAGCUUUUAUCCUACACUUCUGCUCAGUGGUGUUAUCUGGCCAGUAGAAGGGAUGCCGAUCGUGCUGAGAUACAUCAGCGCGUGUUUGCCUCUGACGAUGGCGACGACAUCACUUCGGUCAAUGCUGACGAGAGGAUGGUCGAUCGACGAGCCGGACGUCUACCUGGGCUUCAUCUCCACCGGGCUAUGGAUCAUCGGCUUCCUCACAAUAUCCAUACUCGUGCUCAAGUUCAAGAGGGGUUGAGCGGCGACCCGCGGUUGCCGAUGGUCAGGAAAGGGACUAGUCCACAACGCACCAUCCCUUUUUGCCACCAUUCUAUUGUAUAUAUUGUAAAGAGUGUCAUAUGGGGAUAAUUUAUUAUCGAAGCAGGACAUGACAACUGUCAGGUUUUUCUCUUAGUCCGGCCCUGCCAACUUUUAUCCAUCAACUUUGUGAGGUACUUAGCUCAAAUCAAAAAAUGUGAUACGCUCAUUUCAAUCAUUUUCUCUCGGGGGAAUUUUGUUGUUUACCUUAAAACCUGUUUUGUACACGUUUUUACGUUUGUAAAUUUUUGGCUGGGCAGAUGCAAAUUAUAAAAUAUAUAUUUCUUUGUACUAUGUUUUUUUUAGUUUCUAUUUUAAUUGAAUUAAGUAGGAAACGUUUAAAAUAACAAUUAUAAUAUUAGCUUUUUUUAAUUGACAAAGUCCUGAUGCCUAUUUAUGUAAAAUUGUAAAUUAGGUUGUGUCUUUUUACAUGAACAUUUCACCCUUUUGCUUUACGUUUGAAUUUCGUUCCCUGUCUUUUAAAUUUUCGGUUUAUUAAGAAGAAACUUAGAUUUAAUCUACUAACAAAGAAACGGAAACGAUAUUUGGAUAAGGAGUAAACAUUUAAAUAGUAGAUUAGUUACUCAGACCACUUUCUGAAAAGCAAGGAAAAAUAUUGCUCUAUAUUAGGAAAAGAAAAUAAUAAAACUUAUUUUUGUAAUCUUUAUAAAUAUUUCAUGUAUAUGAGGGACUGGUGUGCGCAUGUAGUGUUAUUUUUUGAAGAACAUGAAAUGACAGGGUAGACGGAUGGGUUCAUCAAGCGAAAAAUUGCCUCAACUGUGAUCGAAAGCUGGCGACUUGCUCACUACUUUAACAUAAUUUUGACCAUUUUUCUCCUUGGCGGACAAAUGAUGUUUUAAAUAGGAUUUAAAUUUAAGGUUUUUCUGUAUUUAUAAUAACUGUAGUUGUAGAAAAGAAUUCGAGUAAACGAAAAAAAAAAGAAAAAGGCACGACUAAAACAUAAAUUAUGUUUCGUACCUUAUAAUUUUAAUUGAUAAUAUUGUAUGUAUCAAUCAUAUUUUUGUUUUUCUUGUACCUAUGUAUUUUGUUAAAUAAACAGACUUAGUUGAAAAACAACCAGUCCGAAAAUUCUA
Molecule: messenger RNA, 3825 nt
Organism: Cimex lectularius (bed bug)
Lineage: Eukaryota; Metazoa; Arthropoda; Insecta; Hemiptera; Cimicidae
Gene: snu
Product: ABC transporter G family member 20
Exons: 17
Coding region: 321-2672 (783 amino acids)
Biological process (GO): transmembrane transport
Cellular component (GO): ATP-binding cassette (ABC) transporter complex; membrane
Molecular function (GO): ABC-type transporter activity; ATP binding; ATP hydrolysis activity
Source: RefSeq, a predicted model, not a curated record